UGAUUCACGGUUGACGAAACUCCGCAUUCCGACCGUCCAGCAACAUCGCAGCCUGACUUGUAGAUUUCUCCUACCGUAGGAGUCUGAAGCUCGACGGUUCUUCCCAUAUCGCCAUGCCAGCAAAGCGCAAGAUCGAUACUUUCGACCCCAACAAGUCGGAUUCCAACGACACAGACUUCGACCCCACAGAAGCGAGAGCAUCGGCCAAGAAAUCUCGAAAGUCGUCUUCGAAAAGGAGUUCAGGCGGGCGGAAGACAAAAAGGGCGAGAUACAGGGGCUCAGACGUCGAGGAUGAUGUUGAGGACAGCUUGUUAGAAGAUUCAUUUUCCGACGAGCCAGAGGAGGACGAGGAGGUUGAAAUGAACGAAAAGACUGGAAGAGCGAUCCGGAAGGCGGCAAAGAAAGCGAUCAACUACGAGGAGGAGUCUGAUGCGAGCGAUAUUGCUGAGGUUGUUGGAGAUAUCGACGAAAGCGACCUUGACGAACCUGCCCCUAAAAGGCGGCGCCAGGGCAAACAAUCGAGGGCGACUCCCGAAGAAGCUGAUGACGACUCUGACGUGAAGCCUAAGCGAUCGAAAAUCGUGAAAUUGAAGGUCAAUACUCCACAAACGACACGGACAACCAGAGGAGCCAGUGCGCGACUGCGAGGAAGCACAGAACCGACAUCUGCUGGGCUUCCCGGCAGAAGAACCACGAGAGCGCAUACUGAGGAAGGGGACGAGCCGGUUGCUUUGUCGAACUCAGGGCACCAUAUCAUACGCCCUGGCCAUAGUCCAGAACCAAUUGGGCGGGCAAGAUCGACCAGAGGAUCAAAGGGAAUGAAACAGCCAGCUUCUACAAUCAAAGAGGAAAUCCACGAAUCUAGCUCCAACGAACAACACGGCGAAGAUACUACGAUGGCGACGGAGAUUGCUGAAACGGAUGACCAAGACGAGGCAAUUGAAGGAUCAGACCCCCCAGCUGCCGAAGACGACGUUAACAUGGCGGACGAGCUUGCAGAUCCUGAUGAGGGCGGUGUCCAACCAGCGGUGAUAGAUGAUGACGACGAUGACGAUGACAUACCUGUGGCACGGACCGGACGCACACGAGGUUCGAGAGCCGGCCUUCCCGCCCCAGAAGAAGAGGAUAUUGCAGAGGCAGCAACAACAAGCGGGUCUAGACGUUUGACUCGAGGAUCAAAGUCCAAACAGCAAAAGAGCGGUGCCGAGGCAAGCAGCGACUUUGAACCUCCCGAGGAAGGCUCUGAAGAAGAGAUCUCCGCAUCCGAUGCAGAACCUAAGAAAGGGAAUAAAGAUGAUGAAUCAGAGUCAAGCCAUGCUCGCAGAGGACGACGCGGAAAACAAGUUAAAUCGAAAAGCAGUUCUCGAAGGCGGGGUAGCCCAGAUUCAGCGGACGAAGAGCUUGACAAAGACGAAAUGGCGGAGGAAUUGGAAGAGCUCGCAGCUGGUAACCGCAAACGCCGUCGAGAAAGAGACAAUUCGGCAAUUGUCUACGAACAACGACGUGGUCGGGACCGCAAGAAGGUUGACUAUAGUAUCAAGCCAAUGGACCAAAUAUAUGCUCAGGAUGAAGAUGCAGAAGAUGCCGCGCCGACACCCACUAAAAGGGCCAGAGGAGGUCGUAGCGGAGCAAAUCAAGCUUGGGAGCGAAACCUGUACACAGCCUAUGGGCCAUUUGGAGGAGGCGGAGGCCCUGCUGCAGUCAUUGGUGGGCCAUGGGGGACAGGCGCUGCUGGUGGAGUUGAUUCGGACAGCAGCGAUGAUGAAACAAUGCAACGUCCGUCAGGUGUUGGUGGAAAUGUUGGCAUGACCCCGACUUCCGGCUUCCCAUCAGGGCUCUUACCUGGUCUUGGGCAAACGCACAAUACAGACGCCGUAGCAGCCCUUUCUGGAACCCCAGCAAAUCUUGGAAAGGUCAAGAGCCAAAAAUCCUUAGCUGAUGCUGACCCCCUUGGUGUUGAUCAAAGUAUCGAUUUCAGCAAGAUUGGUGGCUUGGAAGGUCACAUUGAUCAACUCAAAGAGAUGGUUCAAAUGCCUCUGCUUUAUCCUGAGCUCUUCCUCAAAUUCCACGUUACUCCACCCCGUGGUGUCCUGUUUCACGGGCCUCCAGGGACAGGUAAAACCCUCCUUGCGAGAGCUCUUGCUGCUAGUGUUGGGUCCGGGGGAAGAAAGAUCACGUUCUAUAUGCGUAAGGGUGCGGAUGCUCUGAGCAAGUGGGUUGGUGAAGCUGAGAGACAGCUGAGACUGCUUUUCGAGGAAGCAAGAAAAACACAGCCCAGCAUCAUCUUCUUCGAUGAAAUUGAUGGUCUUGCACCUGUUCGCUCCAGCAAACAAGAGCAAAUCCAUGCUUCUAUUGUAUCUACUCUCCUGGCGCUGAUGGAUGGCAUGGAUGGUAGAGGACAAGUCAUUGUUAUUGGCGCCACAAACAGACCCGACAACAUCGACCCCGCUUUGAGACGACCAGGUCGCUUUGACAGAGAGUUCUACUUCCCACUUCCAGAUCUGGAGGGUCGCAAGUCUAUUCUCAAUAUCCACACCAAAGAUUGGGGUAUUGAUGAUGCCUUCAAGAACUCACUCGCCCACGUCACCAAAGGUUAUGGAGGUGCUGACCUUCGUGCUCUCUGCACGGAAGCGGCUUUGAAUGCUAUUCAACGGACUUACCCGCAAAUAUACUCGUCAAAUGACAAGCUCAAAAUCGAUGCCGACAAGAUCAAGAUUACGGCCAAGGAUUUCAUGCUCUCUGUCAAGAAAAUGAUUCCCUCAUCUGAGCGAUCAACGUCAUCUGGCGCUGCCCCUCUUCCCAAGGCUGUUGAACCUUUGUUACGAGAUCAACUUAAGCAGAUCGAAGCUGUACUGGACGGCUUGAUCCCCAUCAAGAAGAAGACAACAGCUCUUCAAGAGGCAAUGUAUGAACAAUACGAAGACGACGAUCACGGAUUUGGACGCGAGACCCUCCAGCAAGAAUUCGAAAAGUCCCGCGUAUUCCGCCCAAGAUUGCUCAUUGGCGGGGAGCCUGGCAUGGGCCAAUCAUAUCUCGGUGGAGCGAUAUUAAACCAUUUCGAAGGCCUUCAUGUUCAAAGCUUUGAUUUGCCUACCAUCUUCAGUGAUUCGGCAAGAUCGGCGGAAACUGCCAUUGUGCAAAUGUUCGCAGAGGUGAAACGCCACAAACCGAGUGUCAUCUAUAUCCCAGGUAUCGAGACUUGGUAUCACACUCUCAGUGAAGCUGUGAUCACUACCUUCCUCGGUCUACUGCGCGCGAUCCCUCCUACAGAUCCUGUUCUGGUGCUUGGCAUCAUGGACUCACCUACUGAUAAAGUGAACCCCGAGAUGCUUCGGGAUCUGUUUGGAUUUUCGAAGAACAAUCGUUUCAUGAUUGAGCGCCCGUCGAAACAACAUCGUCAAGAAUUCUUUUCCACGAUCAUAGAAUAUGUGAAGAAAGCUCCAAAGGACUUCCCCGAGCCGAUGAAUCGUAAGAAGAGGAAGCUUGACGUCCUUGAGAUUGCACCUCCGCCGCCUCCUAAGCCCCCGACGAAGGAAGAAAUCAAAGCACAGAAGAAGAGAGACCACCAGCUGUUAAACAUGCUAAAGGUUUCAAUCCAGCCAAUCAUGGAUCAGAUUCAGCGGAAAUACAAGAAGUUCCGAACUCCAGUCAUCCCGCAGAGUCAGAUACAGUAUUUGUUUGACGAGCUUGAUCCCAACUUUGUUCGUCCAGACAUCCCUCAAUUCCGUCCUUUUGAAUUAUGUAAAGACAAGGAUGGUAUUCAAGGACUUCGCGAGACUGCCAGCGGCAAAUUCUUCUAUAACCUGGAGACUACUACCAUCGAGGAACGUCUGUCAAACGGAUUCUACGCUCGCCCAAAAGACUUCGUUGCGGAUAUUCGAUCACUCGCAAAGGAUUCUAAGCAUAUUGGUGACAAGGAGAGAACACUGAAAGCGAACGAACUUCUCGCUAAUGUCGAAGUCGACCUUGGUGCCAUUGAAGCCAACCCAAUCUAUGCCGAUUGUGAAAACGUAUAUCGUAGACAGCUCCAGAGGGCUAAGGAGAAGGAGGAGAAAGCCAAGAAGCGUGCCGCAGAUGUUGCAGUGUUUGACUCGAUCGUGAGGUCGGAUCUACCCGAAGGUGAUUUGAAUUCAGUCCACUCCCAGCAGCAUUCUUCAGGGCCAAGGUUGGAUUUGAACUCCAUCAACUCCCAGCAGACAACCCAGCACACAACCCAGGGGACAACCGAGCAGACAUCUUCAGGGCCCCUCACUCUUGGCGAGCCAAUUCCUGAUAGAAUGCAGCCGAUUUUGACGGCUCCUUUCGCACCUCUUCGUGCCUCCAGUGGCUUGUCAAAUGGCUAUUCCGCCGACAACGAACAUCCCCAUUCUCAUAAUGGGAACUCUGUGCCUUCACGAAGUGGUGAUGAUGUUCAAAUGGGUGGAACAGAUGAGUCUCAGUCGCAAGGAAUGCAGCCUCCUCAACAUCUUAGCAUGGCGAGUGGACCUUCGAAGCCGAACACACAAAUUUCGCAGAUAUCAGCUUUCCAGGAAAUUUCUCAUGAUACAUCUCCGAGGGAUUUACUCAAUGAUGCUUCGACGACUACCUCGGGGAAGAAGACUUCAGAUGGCUGGAGUACCCAAGCCACGAACGGCGUCAGCAAUCAAAACUCGUCAAGCCCUACAGAUAGACCUGCCCAUGACUUGGAACUGCCAGAUACACAAAGGAAUACGCAGACGGACACGAGCAGCGAAGAGUGGGCCCAUUCACAAGCCCAUGGCUUGGCACGAGGGAACUUGCGUCAAAGUUAUCCCUCGCAGACACCAAGCUCCGGGAGUCAGCCAUCUCAAAAUCCGGCAGUGCCGUCCUUCAGCGCACCGCCUCGCAUGCCAGCACCAAAGUCUCGCCCUGCAGGCCUUGCCAACCUAUUGAACGACUCUCCGGUUGAGCCCACGUCCUCUCAAGCCUCAUCUCAGAAAGAGCUGAUCGUUGAUGACUACUUUGUGGACGAUUUGCUUAAACGGCUUGUGGAGGGAUCAAGUGGCUGCUCAAUUGAGCAACUGGAGCAGAUCAAUCGGGAGCUGAUGGAGACGCUUUGGAGGUUGAGAGGGGAGUAUAACCGCAACUUGGUUGCGAAUUCGUUGAUCGGUGUUUUCAACGAGACGAUUGCCGAUAUCGAGGAGAUGCAGAGGGUUCUGCAGGCCAGCCAGCCCUAGCCGACUCUCGGAAGGUGGUUGUUGUC
Molecule: messenger RNA, 5221 nt
Organism: Hyaloscypha bicolor E
Lineage: Eukaryota; Fungi; Ascomycota; Leotiomycetes; Helotiales; Hyaloscyphaceae
Product: AAA-domain-containing protein
Exons: 3
Coding region: 114-5195 (1693 amino acids)
Biological process (GO): positive regulation of transcription by RNA polymerase II
Cellular component (GO): nucleus
Molecular function (GO): ATP binding; histone binding; ATP hydrolysis activity
Source: RefSeq, a predicted model, not a curated record